Messenger RNA from Phragmites australis (common reed), 839 nucleotides. RefSeq names its product acyl carrier protein 4, chloroplastic-like. Bases 206 to 628 code for a protein of 140 amino acids. The transcript is spliced from 3 exons. Lineage: Eukaryota; Viridiplantae; Streptophyta; Magnoliopsida; Poales; Poaceae. Gene Ontology annotation, molecular function: phosphopantetheine binding; acyl carrier activity. The record is from RefSeq and is a predicted model, not a curated record. Gene Ontology annotation, biological process: fatty acid biosynthetic process.
GAAUUGCGCCACUCUGAGAGUGCAGGCCCUAAUCUAAUCCACAAAGGCAGCACUGUCACUGCCUAGCUACUCCAUUGCUGCACUGCACUAACACAUCUCUGUUUCCACCGUGCAGCUCAGCUAGCAAUCUCUCCUCCUCCUUUCUGCUUCCCAUACCACCAUUUCGUACCGGACCCAUUCGGUCGAGCUGAGUGCAGCUGCUCCAAUGGCCACUCUGUACGCCGCCAUCUCAUUCUCGGCGAAGGUUGGGCGCUGCAAGGCACCUGCCGUAACUUGGAAGGGAAGCGGAGUAUCAGGCCGGAACCUCAUCUCCAUGGGGGCGACCAGAACGGGCCUGAUCUUCCUGAGACCCUCUCGCUUUCGCGUCUGCGUGGCGAAGGCGGAGACGGUGAGCAAGGUGAUGGACAUCGUGAAGCAGCAGCUGGCGCUGGGAGAGGACGCGGCGCUGACACCGGAGUCCAGGUUCACCGAGUUCGGCGCGGACUCGCUGGACACGGUGGAGAUCGUGAUGGCGCUGGAGGAGGAGUUCAAGAUCACGGUGGAGGAGGACAACGCCCAGAGCAUCACCACCAUCCAGGAGGCCGCCGACCUCAUCGACAAGCUCGUCGACGAGAAACCCGCAGCGUGAUCCUUCAGUCCUGCUAGUGCCACCUAGAUGGGGUUGAUAUCGCCAGGAUUUUCGCUGCCUUCUCUCUCUUUCCAUCCUAGCGUCGUUGUUCGUCAGACAUUAAUUCUUCCUUUUUGCUACUUUUAGCUGUAUUGUAUAUAUGUGCGUGUGUCAUGUAGACCGAAACAUGGUCCGGGAGCUCGAUUGCUUGUUUAGAGCUUAAUUUGGUUUA